AUGGAGAAAAAUCCUUCGGGAAAUUCUUCAUUUAUUCGACGCUCAACCUGCGCACCUGUUUCUCUGUACGCGCACGCGAACACACUCACCUUUUGCACACUCAGCACACUCAGCAGUAUGACGAGUACUACGAUGUUGUUCUCGCGAGGAGCGCAAAUGACGACGACGUUCGCCUCUCAUCAUCAAAACAAUAACACCUUUAAAAGCGGGAAGUCCUCAUCCAUCGUCACCCGCCGUCAAGGUUCUACGUCUUCGUUUACGUCGCAAAAGUUGGCCCGAAAGUCGAGGAGGACGUUGAAGGUGAACGCGUCGUCGUCCUCAUCAGUCGAAAAGCUUCGAUUCUUAUCCCCCCAGGAAGUGAAGCAAGUGAGAGAGGAGUUCGGGACGCCGGUGUACGUGUACGAUUUACAAACGCUGAAAAACCAAGCCGAGAGCGCGAAAGCGUUUCCAAACGCGUACGGGUUGACGGUGAGAUACGCGAUGAAAGCGAGCCCGAACGGGUCGAUUUUGAAGACGUUUUUGAACGAAGGGUUACACAUCGACGCGAGUUCUGGGUACGAAGUCGAGAGAGCGGUGAAGGCUGGGUUUACGUACGACCAGAUUUCGCUCUCGACGCAGGACUUUCCGGAUUUCUUCGAUCGGCUCGUCGAGAAAGGAUUGAAAGUGAACGCGUGUUCGUUGUCGCAGUUGGAGAAGUUCGGGGAGAAGUUUCCAGGGAAAGAAAUUGGUUUGCGAUUUAACCCUGGGUUAGGAAGCGGUGGGACCGGGAAGACGAACGUCGGUGGACCGUCCUCGUCGUUUGGGAUUUGGUACGAGUUGUUACCGAAGUGCCAAGAACUCGUGGCCAAGUAUAAUUUGAAAGUCGAAAGGAUUCACACGCACAUCGGGUCUGGAAGCGACCCAGCCGUGUGGCAAAAAGUCAGUGGGAUGAGUUUAGAUUUGUGCGAAAAGUUCCCGGACGUUGUGUCGUUGAAUUUAGGCGGUGGGUAUAAAGUUGGACGCAUGUCGGGUGAGAAAUCGACCGAUUUGAGCCUCAUCGGCGAACCGGUGAAAGUAGCGUUUCAAGAAUUCGCGAAAAGAACCGGACGAGAAUUGAAAUUAGAAAUCGAACCGGGAACUUUCUUACUCGCCAACUCGUGCUCGGUCGUUUCCACCGCUCAAGAUAUCGUCGAAACCGGCACGAGCGAAGGGCACACGUUCAUCAAGCUCGAUUGCGGCAUGACGGAAGUCCUCCGUCCGUCCUUAUACGGCGCGCAGCAUCCGUUAAUCAACGUCACCAGCCAAGGUGAACUUGCAUCCAAAACGAAAAAAUACGUCGUCGUCGGUCACUGCUGCGAAAGUGGCGACUUGAUGACCCCGGCCCCGGAUGAGCCGGAAACGAUAAGCGAACGCGAAUUGGGAGAAAUCAACAUCGGCGAUUUGGUCGUCAUCGAAGGUUCCGGCGCGUACUGCGCCGGCAUGAGCAGUAAGAACUACAACACCUUCCCGGAAGCGCCAGAGGUGAUGAAAACGAAUGAGGGUGAGUUUAAGGUGAUUAGAAAGAGGCAAACCGUGGACCAGAUUUUGGCCAACGAGGUUAUGAUUUAA
Molecule: messenger RNA, 1587 nt
Organism: Bathycoccus prasinos
Lineage: Eukaryota; Viridiplantae; Chlorophyta; Mamiellophyceae; Mamiellales; Bathycoccaceae
Product: diaminopimelate decarboxylase
Exons: 1
Coding region: 1-1587 (528 amino acids)
Molecular function (GO): diaminopimelate decarboxylase activity
Source: RefSeq, a predicted model, not a curated record